AUGGCCCCUGGUGGAGUCGAAUUCCACGUGGGCGCAGGAGAAUCUGCACACAAUCCGUUGGGCGAGGCGAAAGAAAGCGAGGCUAUUCGUGUUGCUGCUCGGAAUUUCCCCGUCAGCGACGUCGCACGCGCAGCACUGCGAAGUGGACCGAUGCUGGCCGAUGCCAUUUUCUGUCUGCCUGAGGCAGUAGACGAGACCAGCCCCAGAGUCUCUGCGGCAUCUGGUGAUUAUCGUACGAAGAAACAGUCGCGAGACCGUCUCCGUCGUCGUGUUGACCACUUUGGGGCGGUCGCGCCGCUGCGCAGGAUGUCGCGCAAGUGGCUCGCCCAUCUGCCUCUCGAGACGCCGACCCUCCAUCCUUCGUAUAAGACCGUGUUGCAGCUUGCCGACGCCCGUGGCUGGAACAUGGCAGGUCACGUUGGCGGCGCUGCGAACGACCUCUUUGUUUUGCCUGUCGUGCAGCGCGAGGCGGCUGUCUCCUUCGCAACCCGCCUCAGUGUCGGGGUCCGCGUCCGCACACCCUUCGUCCUAUGCGAUAGAUCGAAUCGCAGCGGCCAGCGUUUCGCGGCCAGUCUGCCCACCACUGCUGCCACCGUCUUCACAUGGUUUGCCGGUGUAGACGCCGUCACGUCCUCCGGGACCAUCGUGGGGGCGCAGGUGAGCGUGGCCACCGGCCUCUACUUCAGUGUCUUUCCUGACCCUCCGCCGUCUGCCACCCUUGCCUCCGUCCGUGGCCCGUUCAUGCCAGGAACCUGA
Penicilliopsis zonata CBS 506.65 is the source of this 756-nucleotide messenger RNA. RefSeq lists its product as hypothetical. The record is from RefSeq and is a predicted model, not a curated record. NCBI's taxonomy places the organism in Eukaryota, Fungi, Ascomycota, Eurotiomycetes, Eurotiales, Aspergillaceae. The coding region runs from base 1 to 756 and encodes 251 amino acids. The transcript has 5 exons.